AAACACCCACACCCCAAUCAUUCAAGUCAGAAUAACAAUGGUGUUAAUCAUAUGGGUGUCUCUGCUGUGCCUGCUUGGUUUCACUCAGUGCUAUCAGGGUACAGACUUCAAUCCUUUUGAACUCUUGAGGCAAGAAUUAUAUGGCACAUCAACAUGGGAAACGACGUUGAGCUUGGAGAAACAACAUGCUGAGGAAUUACCUGUUUAUAUUGGUUCUCAGGAAGGACUGAAAGAGGUUGAUAAAGUUGGAAGUUUGCCUGGACAGCCUGCUGAUGGGGUGGAUUUUCAUCAGUAUUCGGGUUAUGUGACGGUUGAUCCUGAGGCAGGCCGGGAAUUGUUUUAUUAUUUCGUGGAGUCGGAUCACAAUUCUUCGAGUAAGCCGCUGGUUUUAUGGCUUAAUGGAUGGCCUGGUUGGUCUUCAAUUGGAAAUGGAGCUAUGAUGGAACUUGGGCCAUUUAGAGUAAAUAAAGAUGGUAAAACCUUGCAUCGAAAUCAAUACACGUGGAAUAAAGAUGCCAACAUCAUAUUUUUAGAAUCCCCCGCCGGUGUGGGAUUCACGUACUCAAAUAGAACAUCAGACUAUAAGUUAAGAGGGGAUUUAAGAACUGCCAAAGACUCCUAUACCUUUCUUGUUAACUGGCUCCAAAGAUUCUCCGCCUGUUUUUGUUCUUUGUGA
Messenger RNA from Hibiscus syriacus, 676 nucleotides. RefSeq names its product serine carboxypeptidase 1-like. Lineage: Eukaryota; Viridiplantae; Streptophyta; Magnoliopsida; Malvales; Malvaceae. The transcript is spliced from 4 exons. The record is from RefSeq and is a predicted model, not a curated record. Gene Ontology annotation, molecular function: serine-type carboxypeptidase activity. Gene Ontology annotation, cellular component: vacuole. The coding region runs from base 38 to 676 and encodes 212 amino acids. Gene Ontology annotation, biological process: proteolysis.